Messenger RNA from Ixodes scapularis (black-legged tick), 8101 nucleotides. RefSeq names its product spondin-1. Lineage: Eukaryota; Metazoa; Arthropoda; Arachnida; Ixodida; Ixodidae. Bases 205 to 2778 code for a protein of 857 amino acids. Gene Ontology annotation, biological process: cell adhesion. The record is from RefSeq and is a predicted model, not a curated record. The transcript has 15 exons. Gene Ontology annotation, cellular component: extracellular matrix. Gene Ontology annotation, molecular function: serine-type endopeptidase inhibitor activity.
GGAAGGGAGGGAGGUGAAGAGGGAAGGAGGGGUGCGGACGAGGAGGAAAACCAGCGUGGCGCGCGCGCGCGCUCGUUCAACGCUUGAGCCGCCCCCGAAACCGCCGGCGCUUCUCUGUGUCCCCCCAGUCUGCGUCCGAACUGCGGAGCCGGCGGUUUCGAUUUGGGCGCUCCGUGUUUUAAGUUGGCAUCUCCCCCCACCCCGAUGGUUCACCGACGUCCCAGGACGCUUUGCCCGGUGGCGCUGGCGACCGCCGUGGCCCUGGUGUCCGUGGCCAGCGUGGCCCUUCGAGUUCCCCCGCCGUCGUCUUCCGACGUACGCCACGACGGCCUAGGGGUCGGCGGCGAAGUGGGCGCCGGCGUGAGCGGCGACGACGAACAGGCGUCGCCGCUGCCGACGCGGCGCCGGUUCGUCGGACUGUGCAACAGGGUGCCUCCGGGAGUGCUGACGGACAAGUCGCCCGGGUACAACAACUUCAGCAUUGUCAUCUCAGGCAGCCCCAAGAAGUACGUGCCGGGAGAAGCGUACACCGUGUCCAUACAAGGACGGAAAGAGGCACUCGGUGGAGCCACGUCUCAAAAGUUUAUAGGUUUUAUGUUGGUCGUAGAAUCUCAAGACCAGAAUAGGAUUACGCAAGACGUCGGAAACUUUCAGUUAUUCGGGGAUGCCUUGUCUAAAUUUUCAGAAGACUGUCCGCACGCGGUGGUGCAAACGUCGCUCGUGCACAAGGCCGAAGUCAGCGUGCUAUGGGUGGCGCCACCUGCCGGGUCCGGAUGUGUCGUUUUCAAAGCCACUGUAGUUGAAAACCGCGACUCCUGGUAUAUGGACGAAGGAGAGUUAACGAAGGAGCUGUGCCAGGAAGAGCAGGAGAACGACGACGAGCAACCAGAAGUACUUGACGAGUGUUGCGCCUGCGACGAGGCCAAGUACGAGAUGACCUUCGAGGGACUAUGGUCCAGAUACACGCAUCCCAAGGGAUUUCCCGACAACGAGUGGUUGACCCACUUCUCGGACAUAAUCGGCGCGUCCCACGCGGCCGACUUCAAGAUGUGGGAGUACGAGGGGUUCGCCUCCGAGGGCGUCAAAAGUGUCGCCGAACAUGGUGCCACCAAGAAACUCGAGUCCGAACUCAAGGCAGAGUCUGGUAAGAUCCGGACCAUCAUCAAGGCCCGUGGCCUGUGGUACCCAAACGUGAACGGCAAGACGUUCGCCGUGUUCCGGUUGGACAAGAAGCACCACGUGAUGUCGGUGCUCUCCAUGCUGGGCCCCAGUCCGGACUGGAUUGUCGGCGUGAGCUCGCUCGAGCUGUGCCUCAAGAACUGCUCUUGGAUCACCGAGAAGACCAUGAACUUGUACCCGUGGGACGCUGGCACCAGCGAGGGCGUCACCUACGUCAUCGGUCAGCGCGAGGCCACGUCCCCACAGCAGCGGAUCCAGAAGAUCACGUCCAGCAACCCGCACCACACGGACUCUCCGUUCUAUGACCCGACCGGAGCCCCCAUGAAGCCCGUGGCGAGGCUGACGGUCACGCGGCAGCGCAUCUACGAGAAGUCGUGCGACGAGGAGGUCGAGCCCAACACUCCGCCCCCGCUCGAGACGCCCGUGCCCGUGGACCAGAGGCCCGAGUGCGCUGUGACGGAGUGGUCCAAGUUCGGCUCGUGCAGCGUGACGUGCGGCCAAGGCGUCCGGACUCGCACCCGAAGCUUCCUGAUGCGGGACAAGGCGUUCAUGUUCAACUGCAAGACUCAGCUCGUCGACAGGGACGUCUGUGAGAUUGACUGCUCGGGUGGAGUGAGCUGCGAGACUACGCCGUGGAGUGAGUGGGGCGAUUGCAGCGUCACCUGCGGCAAGGGCGUGCGCAUCCGACAGCGCAAGUACAAGCAGCAUAUGGCGAGGAAGCGCUGCACGCUCGAGCUCAUGGAGAAGGAGAUGUGCGUCGCGCCCGUAAUGACCUGCAAGGACGCGCCCGAAGUGAUCGAUCCGAACUGCGCGGUGACCCAGUGGGCCGAGUGGUCCCCGUGCACGGCGACAUGCGGCAAGGGCAUCAAGGUCCGCACGCGGGCCUACCUCAACGCUAUGACGGCUGCCAUGGCAAUGUGCAACGUCGAGCAAAUUCAGAAGGCACCCUGCAUGGCAGAGAACGCCGACUGCAAGGUCGACAGCCAGGAAGCCCACGAGAUCUGCUUGCUGCCCAAGGACAUCGGCCCGUGUCGCGGUUACUUCCCUCGCUGGUACUACGACUCCACCAAGCGCAUGUGCCUGCAGUUCGUCUACGGCGGUUGCCGCGGCAACAGGAACCGAUUCGAGAGAUAUUCGGAAUGCAACAAGAUGUGCGAAGUCACAAUAUCACCGCCCCUGAGCACGCUGACGAGCCUGCCUCCACACAACGGGCUGCCGACCACCAGCGACGAGCCCACGUCCCCCGUCAUCGACUGCGUGCUCACGCCCUGGUCCCAGUGGGGGCCGUGCUCCAAGACGUGCGGCAACGGGCGCAGGGAACGCCGACGCAUGAUCAAGCUCAACCCGCAGAACGGAGGAAAGCCCUGUCCCAAAAAACUGGUCCAGCGGCGGAGGUGCAAGGAGAACCCGCCCUGCCCGGUGGACUGCAUGUUGACCCCGUGGAGUGAGUGGCGGCCCUGCUCGAAGACCUGCGGGGUGGGCGCCGUUCAAGAGCGGCACCGGACCAUCAAGCGGCACCCCAAGAACGGCGGCUCCACGUGCGACGCCACCUUCGAGCGACGCUACUGCACCCUCCCGCCCUGCGAUUACCAUCGCUAGGUGGCGCUCAUCCGCACGUCAUCGCGGUAGCCUCGGGCCACACGAGUCCAAACGGGAAGGGUACCUGAGGACGUUACCGCUACAUCGACCAAUGACAACACGGCAAACACGACACCCACAUAUCGCCAAGACCUUCUCUGCUUCAGACCCUGCAACAAGCUACUGCUGCUACUUACUACUAGUGCCGCUGCUGCUGCCUGUAUCACUGCUGCUACCAAGCUUCUCUCAGAUUCAGUCGCCCCUUGAAGAUGCAUCUCUUAACGCUGGUUAGCGGACAAAGAAUAUCACGUGACGGUGCUGAUUACCGUUAUUGGUAUCAUUCUUUCUUGCUAGUACAAGCAACAAAAAGAGACGCUCUCCUGCUUCCUGGCAUAGCAAGACGUACAAGACGACGUGGUUCCGUAGAAUGAAAACUGCUUAUAGUUGCUAAUCCCCGUUGCGAGGAACUGAAUCGUCUGCUACGCCUCGAUGGCGCCCUCCGCAUAGCCUCGCACUCUGAACGCCUACACUUAGUGAUCUAGAUUGCCGAUGCUGGUGUAUUGGUAAACACAAACCCACGCUUUCUUCUUUUAAGCAGACCCAGUUCAAGUGUUGAGCGUAUUCGGCUUGGCAAAAGCCCGGUGAAACCUUUAUUACAAUGUAAUAUUGAGGUUGUAUUUUUUUUUUUUUUUUUUGUCCAGCAAGCAACUUCAAACGUCAAAGUAACCCUGGGCUCCCAUUUUGUACAUUCUGUUUUUACCAAGCGAAUUUAUUUUAUAAUUCAAUCUACGCACACCAACAGAAAGAAACGUAAUUGACCAAAGGUAUAAUAGCUAGUGAAAGCAGCCUUUCUUAGUUGAAAUCCUUACCGCCUAGUUCUCGAAUGAAGGCAUUUUAGCAGACUGUUCAGUUGUCUUGCCGAAAUCCCAGCGUUAUCACGUACUGCUAGCUUGGAGUUGUGUCCGUUGGAAAUGUGUAGGAAACACACUCAAGCCGACAACGCAAGCAAAAGCCCUCAACCAGGUGUACACAUGUCUUCCGAAGCGCGUCUUUGUGCCUCCGUUGCUUUCAACGGUGUGCAUGUUAUCGGUGAGCUGCAGAUCUGCACAAAAUCUGAGGUCUGUACUAUGUGCUCUCGUUUUUGUAUGUUCCUGUGUGUGUUCUUGUGUAAUCGAGAUAUUAACGAGGCGGUGCCUUUCACAAUCUACAGUCGCUCUCUUAUUUUAUUCACCACCGGCGACGCUGUGGCUACGAUGGCUGACCCCCGAAAGACUUUAGAGCGGCUAAAUCCUCCCAUAACCCUCAUCUCAGACCGACACCAGGGGAUGGUAUUUCGCAGCAAACAUUUUGGUAAUCGUCUGCGUACCGUGCUGACAUCUAGUGGUUGGCGAACGUUAACAUGUGAAGAAGUUUGAUUUCCCGUUCUGUUGUGGGAACUGUAAACUUAUUAUUAGUCAUUCUUCUUAGUUUUUCUAUUCGUUAGUAGCACUUUAACAAUCCAGAUCUAGAGUAUUCGAUUGACUAGUUGCAAGUACGAGGGAAGCCAAUAUGUCACCGGUGUGGUGCCAUGGCUAUCAUUUGCAAAUAAACAUUUAAAUUAUCAUUUGAUUUUUUUGGUUUUGUUACAGGCAUCUAAACAAUGCGAAUUUACUGUUCAAAGUUCGCCAUCCACCCUCAAACUUGUCACAGUCAGACUAGGUUGCGAAACUAACUCCUUGCCGAUCCCUUGCUAAAACAUCGUCGUUUUUAGAAUAGAUGACAAGUGCUUCCUUCCACAGCAUGUAUCUAUACUCUCCAUCAUGUGUUGCCUGCACCAGCGAAGAGAGCGGAGCUCCAGAUCUGUCUUUGCAACGACGGCACAGAGUUCUCUUGUCGAGACAUCACGGGCUAAGGCAUACUGACCAGCCAGGAAAAAAAAAUGCAAAGGUACACUGAGAAACACAGUUGCCCUCAACGUGCGAAGAUAGUCGGUUUCCCCGCGUAGUUGCUCCAUUGAGUCCAUCCUUUAUGCAUCAAUAACGAGAAGCGACAAACAGGCUUCCUAAUUUCACUGUUAAGAGACUCCCCAGACGUGAGUUUGAAACUGCUGGUGUAAAAAGAAAAAAGCGCUAAUGUACGCGUACGUUUCUUGUUAACUGGUGACGUAUAGAAAUUCACGAGUAAAUCACAGUAACUAAGAUUCUGACUUCUCAGAUUGGUCGCAAGUUAGAGAAAUUGAGGGGCUUCACAAGAUAUUGACUCGGCUAAGAAUCUUGACGGUUAUCAUCUGCUUCUUCUCAAGACUCAAGUACAGCGUUAUAAAGGGUAUGGUGAGCGAGCGGGCGCCUUGGGCGAGUUUUUCUAUCGCCCAAAUAUUUAGCACGCAGAAACAUAUUAAAGACCCACAUUCUCGCGAGUGUGCGUUUGAUAGCGCCGUACACAAUGUGUGAGUAGAGCCUCUGAAUUAGUAGGUUUAGAGUAACGGCACCUCAUUCCUUGAUUUUCUUGUGGGCGCCGCCAUUUUGGUGAGUAGUGCAAACUGGAUUGGAUUUGGAUUGGAUUUGUUGGCUUUGCGAGCAAUACUGACGACCGUUACAAUUCGAAAAUGCGGCCUCCUGAGCCAUGGUUACGGCGUGAGAAAAGUCGGGCGAUAUCGUUGCUCUGUCGCGGACUCUCUUAACAUUUCUGUAGGACGGAAAGGCGUUUCCUGUGAUUUUACAAAGAGCUUUAAACACCUGACAACAAUGAUUUCAUGCCGCGAGAGGGCUGACCUCUUAAGUAUCGUACUUUGAAGCGUAGUUUAUUUUGUGCCUCUAAAAUAACCAUUCAGUUAUUUUUAAAACCUCUUUACACCUUAGCUAUAGUGCCCUCGGACGCAGCGUCGAGGGGGUCCUUGAUUUAACACUGGUGUGCGUAACACGCGACACGGGAGCAUAGUUAGAACCUUGUUUAUUGUGCAUCGUUGUAACGUUAGUGGAAUCGUGCGUGUAGCACGCAAGCGUUGUCUUUUCAGUACGUAUGUUGCGUGUGCGUGCAUGUGUUAUUUGUUUUCGAGUGUCUUGAAACUUGCGUUAUACGUUUGAGAAAUGAAGUUUGCUACGUGGCUCACUGAGUGUGCCAUCUCAUACCACAACCAGUGGGAACUACAAGGUCACAGUUGCGAUCCGAUCGAGUGAUUUUGUUCUGGGUUAGGGAGGAACCAUUCUCCAAAUUGUAAGACGUCAACGUGACGGGGGGGGGGGGGGGGGGGGGGGGGGGAAGCAAGAUUUAGAGACACUUAAAAGUUGUUUCAAAAUGUAACCCAGACCCACACCCGAACCCAGACCAAGAAUCUGUCCCAUGGACUCUGAACGUUCACUAAACAAUGCUUUUGACCGUACACUUCCUGUGCAAAAUUAAACCCUUUUAGGGCGUUACUCCGAUCACGAGCUCCAAGGAUGAAAAAAAAAAUUCAGAAAUUAUUAGUAUUUGCCUCCUGUUGUCUCAUAUACUCUAUCUAGGCUUUAAAGCAUACUUUCUCUCUUCUGCUCUGAGGCGAGCUCAGGCGCGGAGUCAGAAAAGCAAUGGAGCAAGGCAAUUGAUUGUUCGACGCCCGACCAGGCUUCGGCCAAUCGUAAGCGCGGUUUAGACCAACCUCGCUCUUCCGUUACUGCCUUCAGAGUUCUAAUUCGCCAUUGCCGCCUGGUCCCCCACGCGAAAAGAAUAUUUGCCCAUGUUCUCAGUCUCGUUUGAUUCAUCCUCUUAACCACUUUUAGCAAUGCGUAAAAAAAAAUUACUAGGAGAAUACAUUUUACUUCCCGGAAAUUCAAAGGCCUUGGCGCGGGCAGGCUUUGCGUAGUUCGAACGGCUGGAUGCGCCGCAGUCUCGGGGUUGUUGCUCUCAAUUGGGAGGGGUGGCUACCGCCAUCUAUCGUCGGGGUCAUCUUAAGCGCCAGUCGAGGCAGCCGUCCUGUCUGUCUUGGCGAUCCCGGUGUCUCGGUGCGCCGGCGGUCGCCCUCUCCGCCGGCUCCGCGGACCUGCGCCACAGCGCAAUGAGCACGCGUUCUCUUGGACGCGAGUCACUCACGCAGUGCGCUAUCUAAUACAAAUGAAUGGAGUGGAAUGUAUUCUCUCUAGUAAAGAAUUUUAAUGAAUCGUUGAUCGCGUCUUUUCUGGGCUGCCUUCAUGUGCGCUUUGCUUAGGUUGAUGACACCUAACAAUUUUGUUCCGAACGCUUAUCUUCCUUGUUCUGAAGCGCGUGAAAAAGAGUCUCCUUGCACGCCCUCUUGGCCUUGAAUGUGCUACAGGGAUAUUUUGUAUGGGGGGAUCUCUUUUUUUUCCUGAGCGCGUGCUGCCGGCAUCUGGUACUACAAAGGAUGUCAUCACCCUAAACAGAAGGACAUUGAGGUACCCUAGCCUUUGUAUAAAGGCGAAAACAGAAAUUAUAAGAAUCUGGAUUUGGCUUCAAGGCGUGCAUCACGUACACAAAAGUUAAAAAGGCAACAUUUUUCACACCUAGCGCCAUCAUAAUUACAUUUGCAUAUGGGAACUGUAUCGUUUUCAGUAAGAUCCAAUAUGGUGGCCAAAGUUUCUUCUUCAUCAAAAUCAACACAAAACAAAGAAACAAACAACAACAAAAAAGAACAGCACUACCCGCCGAAACCGAAACGUCUACGAACAUUUGUGUGACGUCAUAGAUGUCCUCUGCGCGGGCGACUAAUAAACAAAAUUACGUCACGUCAAAAAAAUAUUUUUUUUUCUUGCCGCAGUCGCGCGCGGCGCCAUCGUUCACGAUAGAUUAAAUGACUGGUCAAUUUAUUUCCAGAGCAAAAAGUUAAUCUGACCUGGAUCAGUAAAGCUAGAACGCCUCUGGUACGGAUUUAGACUUGCGAUUCUACUCCCAAUUAGUGAACCACUUCCAAAAGCCGCGUUGAUUAUCCGAAGCCACCAAGGCCACUAUACUUUGGGCAUUCACUUUGAGCACGCAUUCAACACCAGUGUUUUAUCAGCGUACGGCGAGAAAUCGGACCCACACACACGCUUCGUGCAGCAAACGAUGCCCAAAUAUACGGUGGUAACCUGUGUUGCUUGAUGAACUUUUUUUUAAUGGUGUCUUGGGUUCUUUUAGAAGCUUCGGAGUUCGACGGCGUGAUGUGAUCAAUGACACGUGCGUGUUUUCAAGACGCGCCCGUUUCGCAGCUAGAACUGCAACGAAAACCUCGAUCUGUCAUUUAAUUUGGAUUGGCACACGUGAAAAGUGACUCCGUAGUAACGCCUCUUUCCCUACCGACGUACUUGUUGCUAUAGGCGAAGCUACUGUACAGUUAGAUCACUGUUAUUCAGAUGCAAUAUUUCAUAAAUAAAGCAACCUCUUCAGAAAAUCGAAA